GGGCUGCAGUCUCACUAAGAUAACACGAGAUGGCGACAUUCGCACAGGAAAAAAUUGAGAUGGAGAGGUGUAGUGUUGGGGGAUGUCUAUAGGUGUUUUUUAGAGAGGAGGGGUGGACUUAAUGUUAGUGUAUUUAAGGUGGGGCUAUUGAUUGUUUUUUGAGAAGACACGCCAGCAGAUGAGCUCUGAACGGAGAAGUUGGAGAGCGUCCAAAGUUAGAGAGCGUCAAAAAGUUGUUUCGAGAUGUUUAAAGGUAAGCCAUGUUAUUAAUGAUACUGUUAUAAUAAUAAUAAUAAUAAUACACUGAGGUUAUCAUAUAAACAUGAUGUAAUGUGUAUGUAAUGUCAUGCAGAUAUAACUGUGUUUGCUGACGUGCACGCAGUAUUUGACGACGACUUUAGCGGAGUUUAUUUAACACAAUCAGACUACGAUCUCGUGGCGGCUGCUACUAGGCUAAAAAAUCCACUGAUACAGACUGGUUUGGAGGCAGAACCAUCAGAGCAGCGUGAUUUCAGUCAAAUCAUACCCCCUUCCGGCCGACAGGAGGUUGUCACGAGCUCUACACGUCAUUUUGAAGCAACGAAAACAGCAGAGUUAUCAGAGCUACGUGAUAGCAGUCAAAUCACACACCCCUCCGGCCAGCAGACGGCUGUCACGAGCAUAGAGACGGAAGAGGGAGCAUCCACAGACAUAGAAUUGGCGCACGCUUUAUCUGCUUACGAAGACCUUCCUCAAGAAUCAAUAAAAAAAUUAAGCGUUGUGGAACGGGACUGCUUCAAAGAGCGAGAAAGAGCAGACGCGCAGCCUUCUACUCAACUACUAAGGAGCCUGAAUCGACAAACGAGAGCUAUCACCAUAAGACAAGGCGUGCUAUAAAGUGCAGUGGUAACUGUGUUUACAAAAAACGGCUACAAGAAUGUUUUAAGGUAAUACGUAUUUUGACAGAUUUAGCUCAAUCAAGAUAGGUCUGAUUUUUUUUGUGUUGUUUAUAUUGUAAUUUCUAUCAAAAAGAAAAUACAAUGGAUCAGGCUAACCUUACGUCAGCAGAGUCGGAUUUCUUAACAAACAUUGACGAAUUAGAUUUACAGCUACUUUGUGAUACACCUGAGCUAGAUUUGUCAAACAUUAACAAUGAUUUGCCGUCAACCACUGCUUCUACAAGCCAAAUACCAGAUUUGGUCAACAUUGUAAACAAUGCCAUGCAGGAAGGGAGAGACACAGACAGUCCUGAUAUUCAGGCCCACUUACAAGCUGUCGUAAACGAGCUAAACAGUCAAAACCGGAAUGAUGGUAGCCAAAGUCCUACACUAAUACCGUCACAACUGCUAAACAUGAUAGCAGAAUUAAACAACCAAGCUAACGGUAACAGUGGGCGCAACAGUCCAGAUAUUCCUGCUCAACUGUUACACAUGAUCCAAAAUCUAAAUACGCAGCCUCUGAUUGACCGAAUGACCGUUAACCCUGUAGAUCAUGAGAUAGAUGCUUCUGUAAUAACUGGUAACAUGCCACCAUCAUUUCAGCCUAACAACUGCUCUGUUAUAAUCGAUCACGAAAUAGAUGUUAUUGACAACAACGCACCAGCGUUUCAAGACAUAGCCCACCAAUCUAACAACAACAAUGCUUCUGUAAUAACUAAUCAGCGCGGCGGCUCUGUUGUAGUAAAUAGACCGCAUUUCAAUAAUAUUGAGAUAAGGCGGCAUUUGAAUAUACCAUCACAAGCAAACAGCAAUGAUUUUGCAACCUUUUACCUACAGAUUGAGGAUAGAAUAGAUGAAGUCUUGCGAGAGGUUGAUAUGCAAACACAGAGAGGUGACGUGAUUCAAAUCGAGUUAGUAGCUGGAAAUGAUAGGGCUCACGUUUAUUCGCAAAAAAGCGACAUAAACACUAUACGUGAUAAUGUAUCAGAUCUGCUUGAACGUCUAGCUCAAUCAAAUGUAGAGCUUCUAGCUGAUGAGAAUUUAGAGCUUAUUGUCGAAAUAGUCAAACCGAUCCGUGGUGGAAUGCGUCGUCGACUGAUGAACACUACCAACAAAGAGAUUUUGACGCGUAAAAAACGACAUCUGUACAUACCUCGUAAUAAGGACAACAAUCUAUGCUUUGCUCUUUCACUAACCUAUCUGCUAAAUGACACGCUAACAUCAAAACAAGCCGUAAGACAAGCCAGACUUUUGCAUCAGAGUGUGGGUUUAGAUUGUCAAACACCUGUGAGUUUGGGGGAUGUACAUAAAUUUGAAAAAGUUCUCAGACGGAAAAUAACUGUCAUGUAUCGAAAAGAAGACAGCCGCCCCAUGACUUUCUUCGACACACAUUACCCUAAAACAGACGAAGACACUUUAUUUGUUUUGCACCUCGAGAAUCAUUACUACGGUGUGAAAACGAUAGAGGCAUUCAUGGGGUAUGCAUAUUUUUGCAGAUAUUGUUACAGAGGGCAUGAAAAUUGGCAACGCCAUCAAUGUGAGGGACACUGUAACAUUUGUCUCGAUCCUCGUUGUAAACAACGACGAUUUAAACAUGUUAUCUGCCCUGAUUGUAACAAAUCUUGUCGUAAUGAAGAAUGCUUUGCCAAACAUAAAGAGUUCCGAGCGACGAAUCGUGUGAGUAACUGCACCACAUACAAAAAGUGCUUGCAAUGCGGGCUCCAAUAUUAUGUGAAAGCUGAUGGUACCGGUGCUAAACAUCGCUGCCCCGUGAAAAGAUGCGCCGUGUGUAGUGAGAUCUUAGACCAAAAUGACAAUGUCUUACUAAACCCUCACCUGUGUUACAUGCAGCCCAUCAAGCCUCAACCGCCUUGCAAAAAUGUAGUCUACUAUGAUUUUGAAACUUAUGUAGAUGCAGAUGGUUUACACAACCCCUUUCUUAUCUGUUGUAAAUCAAAUAGACUGACGAAACAGUGGUUUGGGACAGACUGUGUUGACAAAUUCCUCACAUUUUUUCGAAACCCCCGGUUUAAACAAACGACAUUUGUUGCACAUAACGCGAGAGGUUUUGAUUCCUACAUCUUGAUAAAGAGAAUGCUUGAAUUAGGUAUCAAACUUGACAUUCUGAUGCAAGGGAGUAAGGUUCUAUCAUUCGUCGAUUUAGACACAAAAUCUCGUUAUAUCGACUCAUUGUCAUUCUUAACGAUGCCGCUAAGUGCGAUGCCUAAGGCCCUGGGGCUUGAAGACAAAUCAAAGGGUUGUUUCCCACAUAAAUUUAGCUCUUUAGAACAUUUGAACUACGUAGGAUGUCACCCUGAGCCUACAUACUACAAUGUCGAACAAAUGUCACCCUCGCAACGUGCAAAGUUUGAUGAAUGGUAUGUCAAACAAGCUAACGAUGUGUUUGAUUUUGCGAAACAGGCGCUAACCUACUGUGAGAAUGAUGUUGAUUUGCUAAUGCAAGGAUGUGAGAAAUUCAGGAGCGAGUAUUUUGAGGCUACAAGAACAAGUCAAGUCAAGUCAAGUCAAGUUUAUUUGUAUAGCCCUAAAUCACAAGCAGUCUCAAAGGGCUUCACAUAGACAGAAAUUGACAAUUAUUCUCAAAGCAUCCCCUGAUCUUAAGCUCCCAAAAGGGCAAGGAAAAACUUAAAAACCCCUAGCAGGGGGAAAAUGAGAAACCUUGAGAAGGGACCACAGAUGGAAGGAUCCCCCUUUCAGGAUCACCAGGUUGAAAUGGAUGCAGAGAGGGCACAAAUGAUACAACAUGAAAAUCAAUUAAAUAAAAAGUGGAUGUCCAUGUCACAGCAGAGGGCUGCCGAAAGGAGCCCUCAAUUGUCCUGGCAGUGCUCUUCGAGGAGGUUGAGCUGCAGUUCCCCUAUCCUGAAUUGGCCACGAGAAUCCAGAUAGCCGCUGUCAGCAUGGGUACCACCUAACCACCUCCCCGGCCGGGGAGGGGGGAGGGAGGGGGUGGAGAGGGAGAGAAAACAAACUCCAGCCGAAUCGGCCACUACAGGUUAGUUAAAGGCCAUGUCAUAGAAAUGUGUCUUUAAACGUGUCUUAAAUGUUUCUACUGAGGUAGCAGUCCUAAUAUCCAUUGGUAGGGCAUUCCAAAGCUCUGGAGCCCGAAUAGAAAAUGCUCUAGAGCCUGCAGACAUUUUCUUAGCCCUCGGUGUCGCUAAAAGGGUAGCGUUUUGCGAACGAAGGUUACGAGACGGAACAUAAGGAACAACUAGGUCGACGAGAUAUGAAGGCGCUAAGCCAUGCAGCGAUUUAUAGGUUAAUAGAAGAACCUUGAAGUCACAUCUUAAAUGGACCGGAAGCCAAUGUAAGUUGGCUAGUAUUGGGGUAAUGUGAUCAAAUUUUCUUGUCCGAGAGAGCAGCCUUGCAGCGGCAUUUUGUACUAACUGUAGACUUUUGAUGCGGGACUUAGGAAGACCCGAAAAUAGUACAUUACAGUAGUCCAGGCGCGACGUGACGAACGCAUGUAUAAUAGUUUCCGCAUCACCGGUCGAGAGGAUCGGACGAAUCUUUGCAAUAU
Syngnathus typhle (broad-nosed pipefish) is the source of this 4455-nucleotide messenger RNA. RefSeq lists its product as uncharacterized. Gene Ontology annotation, biological process: DNA replication. The transcript is spliced from 3 exons. NCBI's taxonomy places the organism in Eukaryota, Metazoa, Chordata, Actinopteri, Syngnathiformes, Syngnathidae. The record is from RefSeq and is a predicted model, not a curated record. Gene Ontology annotation, molecular function: DNA-directed DNA polymerase activity; DNA binding; nucleotide binding. Bases 1020 to 3497 code for a protein of 825 amino acids.